CAACUGUGAGGGGAGGGACAAGAGGAGUUGGAGACAGAACUCCCAGGCAAAACUUUAUCCAAGCAGAGAGGACUCUUGGAAGAUCUUUCACCUAACUGGAUUACAUUAAGAACAGUUUUCUGUGGAUUAAUGUUGCCAUAAUUCAUUGGAUUAAGGAUAGCAGAAGGAGCUGAAGGAGGGAGUCAUGAGGGUCAUCUGCUCCUCUCUGGUGCUUCUGACCAUCUGGUUGUGUUAUGAGGGUCGACUAGCAUCAGCUGAAAGUAAGGGCCUUGUCUUCAGCUCCAAGGGUAUCAGCUGCCCACCAAUACAGGUAGAAGACUGGAAGUUCCCUCAGAAUGCCAGACUCAACAUCACAGGUUUCAAUCUGGUGCAGCGUUUCUCCAUGAUGAAGAACAGCGAGGUCAAGAAGAUCCGAAACUCGAGAGGCCCUGUCAUCCUCCGCCUCGGAAAAGUCCAACUCAUCCAACCUACAGAUCAAGUGUUUCCUCACGGACUGCCGGAGGAGUUUACCCUGGUCUUCACCCUGCUGUUGAAGAAGAAAAGUUUGAAUGAUAAUAUUUACCUUUUCCAGAUAUCAGAUGAACAUGGUUAUCCUCAGUUCUCAGUGGACUGGAAUGGGCCAGAUGGCAACCUGGCUCUCAGGGCGAGAGGGGCUGACCCUGAAGGGUCCAUGGUGGGGUGUGUGUUUGAAGGUGAUGGUGUGGAAUCUCUGAUGGACAUGCGCUGGCAUAAAGUGACUCUGAGUCUGCAGAGAGAUGCUGCCACCCUGCACGUGGACUGCAACUCCAUUGAGACCAAGCCCCUGAAGAUUCGUGGCCAGCUGCCCAGCAAUGGACACACUCUGUUGGGUUUGAGAGCCACUGAUGCUGCCCCUGUCGAGAUUGAUGUUCAGCAGGUGAUGGUGUAUUGUGACCCCUCUCUGGCCAUCCAGGAGGCCUGCUGUGAGAUACCAGGAGCUUGGUGUCCGCCAGAGACCCUGAAGAGUCGGCGAGCUGCUGAGAACCAUGUGGAGUUUGUGUCCAAUCCAUUUGCUCAGGUUACACAGGAGGGUUAUACAGGUCAGCAAGGCAUCAAAGGAGAGAAAGGAGAACAGGGUUUGGACUGCACUGCUGCUGGAGUUCCUGGACGAUGCUCAGAAGGUGCUAAGGGAGAGAAAGGAGAGAAGGGAGAGUCAGGUCUGCCUGCCAAUUGGGGGGAAGCUAUAGGAGUGAAGGGGGGCAAAGGGCAGAAAGGGGAGAUCGGAGCCCCAGGUGUGGCUGGAAGUCCAGGAAAAGAUGGUCGAGCAAAUCCUGUUUGUGUGGUGGGCCCAAAAGGCCAAAAGGGCGUUCCUGGUGCAGUUGGUCCAGAAGGGCUUGCAGGGGAACCGGGUCUUCCUGGACUACCUGGAGAUGGCAAACCAGGACCACCAGGGCCCCCUGGUGGACCUGCAGGCUCUAAAGGGGACAAAGGGGAUUCUGGCAUUCCUGGUAAAGAUGGAAGUUCUGGAGAACCUGGUCCAAGAGGUCCUUGGGGACCAAAAGGCGAGAAGGGAGAUCCAUGUGAAGCAUGUCCAGUCAUCUCUCCAGACUCUACAGGCAACACUGUGACCCUUCAGGGCAAGCAGGGGCCAAAAGGAGAACCAGGGGCACCAGGCAUAGGAGAACAAGGUCUACCUGGUCCUUCAGGACUGGGUGGCAAAGCAGGAGAAAAGGGGGAGCCAGGAGCGAACGGUACCAAAGGGGAAAAGGGUGAACCCUGUAUAGGCUGCCCUGUCAUUGGAGAUCUUCCAGCAGGUCUUCUGAAUCGUGCUCCGAAGGGAGAGAAGGGAGAUUCAGGCAUUGGACAGAAAGGAGAGCAGGGAGAGCCUGGUCAAAGUGGCCUUCCGGGAUUGAAAGGGGAAAAGGGUAAUGCUGGCACCAGAGGAACUGAGGGGAAAACUGGCAAGCCUGGUCCAAGAGGGCCUAGUGGGAAGGAUGGACUGAAAGGAGCAAUGGGUGAGCCUGGACAACCCGGUCUAGGGACAUCUGGUCGAAAAGGUGAAAAGGGAGAUUCAUGUGGUGUGUGCCAAACCAAUCCUUCUGAGGUUGGAGGAGGCCCAUCUACAAUAAAGGUUGCAGGGGAGCGUGGCCCCCCAGGACCACCAGGGCCACCUGGAGAUGGAGUCGAGGGCAAGCAGGGGCCACCAGGUCUUCAGGGGUUUAAAGGAGAGAAAGGUGAUCAGGGUUUACAGGGAGACCCAGGUGUGGCUGGGACACCUGGAGCCCACGGACCUCAAGGAGACCCAGGAAGGAACGGCCUUAAUGGACUAAAAGGAGAAAAGGGAGAUGCAUGUGAUAGCUGUCCAUCACUUCCUGAAGGACAAGGCAAUGUGGCUGGCUUACCAGCACCAAAGGGUGAAAGAGGAGAGCCAGGUUUGCAAGGGGAGGGCAGAGAAGGGAAACAGGGUAAACCAGGACCGCCUGGUGUCCAGGGACCUCCAGGGCUCAAAGGCAGCCAGGGUGAUGCUGGACCUGCAGGUUUCGGUCUUCCAGGCCCACAGGGUGAGCAGGGGCCUAGAGGAUUUCCUGGAGCUGCUGGUCCCGAAGGACAACAAGGACCUGCAGGUCCAGUGGGACCAUUGGGGCAGAGGGGGCCAAAGGGAGACAAGGGACCACCAGGGCCUCAGGGCCCAAUAGGAAUAGGAGCAAUCGGACCACCGGGUAAGGAUGGUAACACAGGGGCACCUGGAAUCCUAGGUCAGGAUGGAAUCCCUGGAGCCACUGGUCCUAAGGGUGACAAGGGUGAACCAGGAGAGUGCAACUGUCAACAUUAUACAUUUCCAGGAACUGGCGGGCCUGGUGUCCCAGGUGGUGAGAACAGGGUGCAGCCUGGUCCUCAGGGGCCUCCUGGACCACCAGGCCCUCCUGGUCCUCCAGGUCCCCAGGGGUUCAAUGGAAUUACAGGCCCACAAGGUAUCCCUGGCAAUGAUGGCCUACCAGGGAAACCGGGUCCACCCGGCCAAGCACCUAUUGUUGCUCUGCCUCAGGAUGAAUCCUCCCCUGACAAGGAGGGGUGUGGAGAUUGCUCAAAGGGACUACCAGGUGUACCCGGAAUAGUUGGUGCUAAGGGCGAGAAGGGAGAUCAGGGCAAACCUGCCGUUGAGCCCUUAGAAGGAUGCGAGGGGUGUCAAGAGAAGCUGCAGAGAGAGCAAACACCAAGUGGGCCUACUGGUAACAGUGGUCAGUGUGUCGGUUCUCCAGGGUUGCCAGGUUUCCCAGGGACCCCAGGAGACAAAGGAGAGCCGGGUCCUAGGGGUGAGCGAGGACCUCCUGGACUUCUCGGAAACCCGGGCAAUAUUGGUUUCCCUGGUCCUCAAGGACCCUCUGGACUGCCUGGUCAGCAAGGUCAGAGAGGAGCAGAUGGGCUUCCGGGACAGAAAGGUGAACAUGGUGGACCUGGCAAUCCUGGCUAUCCUGGAACAAUGGGACAACCUGGACUCCCUGGACUAAAAGGAGAGCGUGGCAGUCCAGGCAGUGCAGGGCAGAAAGGAGAAACUGGCCCACCAGGAUCUGUGGGUUAUCAUGGACCAGUUGGCCCAGCAGGUCCUAAAGGGGAAUCAGGAACAGCGGGACCCGUGGGACCAAAGGGAGAUCAGGGCUUUCAAGGAUCCCAAGGUUUCCCAGGACAGCCGGGCCCUCCAGGUUUCCCAGGAAAAGCUGGUCCCCCGGGCCCUCCAGGGCCACAGGCAGAGAAGGGUACUGCUGGAGUUCAGGGCCCACAGGGAAUUUCAGGUCCCCCAGGAUCAACCGGGGCCCCAGGCAUGCCUGGACCACCUGGAAUGGAGGGACUUGAUGGAAAAGAUGGAAAACCAGGUUUAAGGGGUGAGCCAGGACCAGCUGGCCAAGCAGGACUCAGGGGAAUACCGGGUUUCAAGGGCAUCAAAGGACACACAGGUCUCCCGGGAGCGAAGGGAGACAUAGGACCUCAGGGACCUGCUGGAGCAACAGGAAGGCCUGGUCUAGAGGGUGAUCCUGGCACUCAUGGACCACAAGGACCACCUGGAGCACCAGGACAUAUGGGUGCUUCAGGUCCUCCAGGGCCAGCAGGACCAGUUGGGCCACCUGGAUUGGGCAUUAAGGGAGAGAAGGGUGAGGCAGGAGAGAGAGGAAUGGGUGGAUUACCCGGACCCCCAGGGGGGCCAGGUCAUCCAGGACCAAUGGGUGAACCAGGAAGUGAUGGAGCAGCAGGUAAAGAUGGAGCCCCAGGCCUGCCAGGAGAACCUGGUCCAGAGGGACAGAGGGGUGAGGCAGGGGGAGCAGGGCAAAGGGGACCCCCAGGAGAGCGUGGACGUCCCGGCCCACCAGGAGGAGGCUUUGGGUUUGGCUCCAAAGGACCAGAAGGUAUUAUUGGACCAGCUGGACCACGUGGCGAGAGGGGAAGCCCAGGUUCACCUGGACCAAAUGGAACCCCUGGAUCACCAGGAAUCCCAGGAAAUGAUGCUGUUGUGAACUAUGAUGAGCUGAGGUCCUUUAUCAGACAGCAGGUCAUAAAGAUUUUUGAUGAGCGCAUGGGCUACUACAUGUCACGAAUGCAGAUGCCAGUGGAGAUGGUUGCAUCCCCUGGCAGACCGGGACCCCCUGGGAAAAAUGGAAGUCCAGGAAUCCCAGGGACCCAAGGGAUACCAGGCCGUCCUGGACAAAUUGGCCGUGAGGGAAGGCAGGGACCCAUGGGUCCAUCCGGUGCUCCUGGUGUGAAGGGAGAGAAAGGAGAUAAGGGUGUAGGAGAGAUGGGAGACAGUGGUCCUCCAGGUGCUCCAGGUGUGCCUGGUCCUCCUGGUUAUGGUAAGAUGGGAUCACCUGGUCCUGCUGGUCAACAGGGCAUCCCCGGGGUUUCUGGACCUCCAGGGGCCCCUGGACAAAAGGGCAAGGAUGGCCGUUGUCACCCGUCAGACUGUAUGAGUAUGCCUGUAGAGUAUAACCCCAAGGGUCCCCAUCCCAAAGGUCCUAUGUACUAGAAAUGCAUGUGAGAGGGUUUAAGAGAAGUAAAAGAUGGAGGAUGAUACCCAAAGAUUGACAUUCUCAUAGAAAGAACCUUCUAAGAAGAACCAAAGAAUUAAUGUGCAUUUCUUUCACAAUGAGCAAGCCACUGAUGCCAGGCCACUUACUGGUUCAUCAUAAAAAAGGGCCAUUUACAAGUUGUUGUUUGCUGUUGAAUCAGUGCAGAAAGCCUGUGCAUUCUCUACUACCACUACAACCGGUGCAAAACCCAAACUGAGUGCCUUAACCCCGCAACCCCAAAAUGCCCUACUUACAGCAUAAAUAUUUUUUUAAUAUGCUUUAUUGUAGCAAAUUCACAAGAUAGUCUUCAAAUUCACAAGAUUCACAAGAUAGUCUUAACUUCAUAUACACCCCUGGACAACUGCAUAUAUUAGCUUUAAUGAUCAAUAUUGGUGUCAAGAUUUAUUUAGGAAUCAGCAUUCAGCAUAUCAUAUUGGCAUACAGGCCCCACUAAAGAUAUCAGGAAGUUUCCUUUUUGACACCUCACAUCAGUCUUCAGUGUUCUUUGUAUUCUAUUAAAAUGAAUGUGGUUGAUUAAUUAUAAGUUAAAUUGAUAGUUCAUCUAAAAAUGUAAUUUAUGUAAUUGUUUACUCACCCUCAUGUUGAUCCAAAAACCAUAUGACCUUUCUUUCUACUGUGGAACACAAAAAGUGGUGUAAGGCAGAACGUCAGCCUCAGUCACCAUUCACUAUCAUUGCAUCUUUUUUUCCUUACAAUGAAAGUGAAUGGUGACUGAGUCUGACAUUCUGCCAAACAUCUUUAUUGUGUUUAAAGUGAAAAAAAAAAACAUGUGUACAUGUUUUGAACAACAUGAGGGUGAGUAAAUUACUUUUAAGUCCUAUCAACAGCAUCUUUGGCAUGCUAAAACAAAUUAAAAACUGUGUUGACACAGUAUGCGCUUACAAUGGAAGUCUAUGGGACAUUUAUUUGUUUGUUUUUUACAAAUUGAGGUAAUAAAUUAGUUAAAAUGUGUGUUGAAAUAAUUUUCUGUGAAUAUCAACAGCAUGCCACAGAUGAGAGUGCUUAAUUAAUAUUUUACCUGAAAUAUUCCUUUCAGAAUAUCUUUGGCAGCUGCUAAUUUACUGCUUUGGCAAAGACAAUAUGGCAUAAAUAUUCCGUUCUGUUGCCAAUGAAAAAUCCUUCCACAUUUUGUUUGCAGAAAAUAGCAUAGAUACGGUUCCCAUUAUUAAUUUUGUUUAUUAUUCAAAUUAAAUUCCCUGAGCGCUUGUGUUGUACAUAUUUAUAUGUAAUGGCUUUUUGUACUUUUUAUUAAUUUGACAUCAGCACGGCAACCCUUGUUAUUAUCACGUUGUGACAUAUGAAAUUUUAUUAACAAAUGGGUGUUUUGUAAAGGUAGGUUUUAUAUGCAGUUUUGGGUUGGAAAGCAAUUUUGUGAUCUAUCACGAGAUGGAAAGAAAUGUUAUAUUUUUAUAAGUAUCUCUCUGUGAGCUCUGUGAUGACAUCUCCUCCACCAUGCUGGACUCUUAAACUUGAAUUUACUUGUUUGAUAUACUGUACAACUUCCCAGUCAACCAUCAUGUGCUUCUGGAACACUUUAAUCUUAAGUAUUUUUUGCUUGUCAUCUUGAAAAACAUCACUGUCACUCCCCAGCCUUCACAGUUCAGUUUUCAUCUUCUCUAAAGCCAAAUUCCAACCAGCAAAGAGCUGCUCACUGAUUCUCUGUCAUUCAUCACUUUUCUGCGUCAGCCAGUCUGAUGCUUUUGCACUCUGCACUUUAUCCUCUCUUUGUCACACCUGCACUGUGUGUGUGUGUGUGUGUGUGUGUGUGUGUGUGUGUGUGUGUGUGUGUGUGUGUGUGUGUGUGUGUGUGUGUGUGUGUGUGUGUGUGAUUGUGUAUUAGCUAUACUUAGCAAUAGUUGUAUAUUAGCUAUACUUAGCUAUAGUUUGGGGACACACUUUUACAGAGAAGUUAGUCAAAUCUGACAAAAUCUUCCUUUCAGGACAUUCGAUAAAAUCUUCAUUUGGUAAAAUGAUUCCUAAAUUAUAAUUUUCUCUUAUUUAAAAUAACUCUUUUUUUAAUGAUUAGUAUGCAUAAUAUCUGGGUUUCCUUUGCUAUUCUUUAGUAACAACAUUGUCCUCAGAAGUCCUAAAGUGUCAAAUUGAUUCAUACAUAAAGCAAAUAAUGUUUUUUGGUAACACUAUGCAAUAAGGUUCUAUUUUUUAACAUUUGUAAAUGAAUUUCAUAUCAUCUUUAUCUAACUAACAAUGAACAAUAUAUUUUUACAGCAUUUAUACAUUUUGGUUAAUGUAAAUUUAUAAAGAUACAAUUGUUCAUUGUUUAAUGAUAGUUCACAAUGCAUUAAGAAGUGUUAGUAUAUAUAUAUAUAUAUAUAUAUAUAUACUAACACUAUAUAUAUAUAUAUAUAUAUAUAUAUAUAUAUAUAUAUAUAUAUAUAUAUAUAUUUAUUUAUAUAUAGUAUAUUAGUACAGUAUAUGGUAAAAUUAACAUUAACCAAGAUUAAUAAGCGCUAAAUAACAAAAGUAUUGUUCAUUAACAGUUCAUGGUAUGUCCCCAUUUAGAUAAGUGUGUGUGUGCAUGUGUGUGUGUGUGUGUGUGUGUGUGUGUGUGUGUAGAUAAAGAAAUAA
Messenger RNA from Xyrauchen texanus (razorback sucker), 7622 nucleotides. RefSeq names its product collagen alpha-1(XVI) chain-like. Lineage: Eukaryota; Metazoa; Chordata; Actinopteri; Cypriniformes; Catostomidae. The record is from RefSeq and is a predicted model, not a curated record. The coding region runs from base 185 to 4972 and encodes 1595 amino acids. The transcript is spliced from 69 exons.